AUGGCCCAACGCUCCAAAGACGGUCUGCGAUUCCACCUGUUGAAGAGGCUGUCGGUUGUUCCCAAAGCCAUUCUCAACAAACGGCUCCUUGCAAAGGAGUUGGUGCAAAUAUCGGUUCGGCGAAAAUCAACGUCCAAAGACCUGACCACCCACGGCUCGAAGCUUCACAUGAAGUCACUUGAGGCGGGAUUGAGGAUCAAGUUGACGUUGGCUCCCAACUUGUUAGUUUUGUACAAUUGGUUGACUCCGCACGCAAACCGCAAACAGACUUUGCUGGUGUACCACUCCAAUGAACCGGGUGAAACCCAGGCCCUGAUCAUCAACAAUACUGAGCACUUGGCAGAUGUUCGCUUGCAGGCAAAGCCGGUGCAGCUCAUCGAUAACAACUUGGUAGACUUGUCGGUCUUUUCAAAUAAAGUGUUGAAGACGUUCACCCAAGCAUCCAGUAAAGACCGGCCUCGCUCCAGCAAAGGCCACCCAUUGGCUACGUUCAACUCAUUGGACACGGCCGUCCACACGUUAUUUGGUGUGAAUGAAUAUACGUUGGUUAGAGUCACCCGGUCUACUGUUAAAGACUCCGAUGGGCUGGUCCUUUUGAAGAUUGAGACUGCUAAACCGGGAGAAUUGAACUUGAUUGACGACGAAGAGUUCUCUGAUGAGCUUACCCAUUCGAUUGGAACAGUGGACGAUGUGCCUUCCAAUAUCUUCAUCAAGAAGGUGGUUGCCAGGCCUCGUUAUAAGAGUGACAUGAAGAUAUACUUGGUCCCCGGAUGUGCUGAUAGCUGUUUGUACGUCGAUCAGCGGAUGUUUGAGCGGGAUAUGAUCAAUGGAGUAGUCGACAUUAAACUUCCCUUUUACAAGAAUGUGUACUGUGCGUUUGAGUAUUCUGAGACGCUCGAGAUUGUCCAGAACCUUGUGAGACAACUAAAGGAACAGAGUAUGGUGGUACAAGAGCCUUUGGUGGCUGCAAAAUUUGGGUCGUUUUCAAUUAAAAGCUCUCGAUCAAAAAUAUUGUUGCCUCCACUCCACUCAAGUAGAACUAAAGCGGCUGAUGGCAUGAGCCUGAGUUUAUCACUUCCUGAGUUGCAUGAGAGAAAUCCUCUCGAUGUACUCGUAGAGGCUACAGAAUCAUUCGCAGAGGAAGACUUGUUGCGUGCAAGCGCAAAUGUCUCUCCAAAUCGAGUCCAUGGUUCUCCAAGAUAG
Messenger RNA from Yamadazyma tenuis ATCC 10573, 1203 nucleotides. RefSeq lists its product as uncharacterized. The record is from RefSeq and is a predicted model, not a curated record. NCBI's taxonomy places the organism in Eukaryota, Fungi, Ascomycota, Pichiomycetes, Serinales, Debaryomycetaceae.